Anopheles bellator is the source of this 946-nucleotide messenger RNA. Its product is annotated as farnesol dehydrogenase-like. The coding region runs from base 80 to 820 and encodes 246 amino acids. The record is from RefSeq and is a predicted model, not a curated record. The transcript has 2 exons. NCBI's taxonomy places the organism in Eukaryota, Metazoa, Arthropoda, Insecta, Diptera, Culicidae. Gene Ontology annotation, molecular function: oxidoreductase activity.
AUCAUUCCAUCGACCAGCAGUCGUUAGGUGGCAACACUAGGCUUCAAGACUCAUUGUGAAUUGCAUUUUGCAUCAGAAGAUGGAUCGUUGGGUAGGUAAAGUGGCCAUUGUGACCGGUGCUAGCUCGGGUAUCGGUGCCGCUACCGUUAAGGCGUUGGCUAGCGCUGGCAUGAUCACGGUCGGUUUGGCACGACGAGUCGGACGCAUUGAGGAACUAAAAGGUGAACUCCCGGCCGAUGCCGCUGGCCGGUUGCACGCAGUGUCCUGUGACAUUACAAAGGAAGAGGACAUACUGAGCGCCUUCAAGCUCGUCGAAGAACGUUUCGGUGGAGUGGAUGUGUUGAUUAACAACGCAGGAGUUGCGCGACAAGAAGUGGAACUGUUUACGCCGAAUAAUACGCAAGCACUGCGCGAUGUGGUCGACACCAAUCUGAUGGGCUUGAUGCUGUGCAGUCGUGAGGCGUUCCAGUCGAUGAAGAAACGAUCGGUCGAUGGACACAUCGUACAUAUCAAUAGCAUCCUCGGGCACAAGGUGCUCGCGAUGGGAGGGGUCAACGUCUAUCCGGCCACCAAAUUUGGCGUGACGGCCCUCACCGAAACGAUGCGCAACGAGCUACGGCUGGCGGGAACCAAAAUAAAAGUCACGAGCAUUAGCCCCGGUUUGGUGCGUACGGAAAUAAUUCGCGAGUCAAUGAGAACGGCCGACAAUCCUAUGCUAGAGCCGGAAGAUAUAGCCGAUGGCGUACUGUACGUUCUAGGCACUCCGUCGAGGGUUCAAGUCCAUGAGUUGACCAUCAAGCCAGUUGGGGAAAUGAUGUAGCGUUCGUCGUCCCUCGAAUUACCGACAUGAUUCGAAGCAUGUUUUGAUGCAUGCCAUUUCAAUGUAAACAAUUUUGUAACUUCAAUAAACAAACCAGGCGCAUGUUUACAAUAUUUUAAGUACACU